This is a messenger RNA of Lytechinus variegatus (green sea urchin), 2891 nucleotides long. RefSeq names its product slit homolog 1 protein-like. The transcript has a single exon. Gene Ontology annotation, biological process: toll-like receptor signaling pathway; immune response. The record is from RefSeq and is a predicted model, not a curated record. Gene Ontology annotation, cellular component: membrane. The coding region runs from base 202 to 2862 and encodes 886 amino acids. Gene Ontology annotation, molecular function: protein binding; transmembrane signaling receptor activity. Lineage: Eukaryota; Metazoa; Echinodermata; Echinoidea; Temnopleuroida; Toxopneustidae.
UAGGGUUUAUAUUUUACUUUCUGUUAACAAUUAUUGAAUUUAUAAUGUUAAACACAACUCAUCAUCGUGAUUUAUGCUGUCUGCAGGAUGAAAGGUCUUACAUUAAAAACAGUACAUACAUAAAACCAUUCUGUCAACUUGCCUUCAGAGGUAAUACAUCAUCAAAGGACUAUCUGGUUGUGCUUAACUAGAGUUGAAAUCAUGGCAAACGGCUCAAGAAUAUAUUUCUUGCUCCUCACUUGUCUCCUGGUUACUUUGUCCCUUCAACUAUCUAAUGUUCAUGACCGUCAUUUACCGACGAGAUCACCAACGGGAUCAUCAAAGGAACAUCGAUGUGACCAAAGCUUCACACGAAAAACGGCUUCUUGUCGGAAUAGAGGCCUGAACAGUGUUCCUCAAAAUCUUUCUCAGGAUAUCGAGGUACUUGAUUUAGGACAUAAUGAUAUCACCAGGCUUUUGAAUGUCUCGUUUGAAUUAUACCCUCUUAUCAAUAACUUGGACAUUUCUUCUAACAAUAUAAGAAUAAUAGAAUCGGCCGCAUUUUACCCUCUGAAAGACUUAACAUCCCUCUAUCUUGACUACAACCCUGACCUUGUGCUUCCAGAAACAGGGGUUUUCAUGAUGUCUCAUCGGCUUUCUAUUCUUGAUUUACUGGGAUCUAAGCUGAAAUCGCUUCCAAAUGAUAUCUUUAAAUACAGCCAACAUCUAGGUCUGGUAGAAAUGUCGUUCAACCAGAUUUCCACUGUCAAUGUAACUUACUGCGGCAUGGCGAAUACGGUAGCAAUGACUGGUAAUGAAAUACACAACCUUACACUGAGUGAGUUCAUUUUUACGUGCCAGACGUCUUCCUUAGAUCUGAAGGGAAACCCAAUUCAAACAGUUGACCCCGAUGUAAUUUCAUCGCUGCACGUUCGCUCGUUGGAACUCGGUGAUUACCCUUUGAGUGACGACGUUGUGACAAACUGUAUCCUCGGAGUUUCAAAAUCAAGCAUCAAACAACUGAAGAUUUUAAGAGGUUCUCUUGGUGCUUUUCCUGUAGGUUUCUUCGAUCCACUGCUUGAUUAUCCCAUGUAUGUUCUUGACUUAGGAAAAAAUCACCUGACUGGCCUUCAUCCGAUGGUUUUCUCGAACUUGACACAACUAAUGGAAUUGAGAAUUUAUGAAAACGCUCUCUCUAUUCCAGAAAUUCGACCAGAUUUUUUCACGGGAAUGAAAGCGUUGACGGUACUAGUUUUACCGGAGAACCAAAUCAGGCAAAUAAAUCCUCACAAUCAGACUUGGUCGUUGAAACUAUCAGAGAUUUACCUGAUGGGAAAUCUCAUUUCAGAAAUAUCAGCCUACACAUUUCGUGGAUUGAAGAAUUUGACAACCUUAGAUAUGAGCUCAAACAAAUACCUUUCCGUCUUUGAACUGACGGACGAGUCUGGACUUGACAGCAUUCACACCGUCUCCUUGUCUGAAAGUCGCAUAUCUGUUCUAGCAUUAAAAACCCCUUCUCUCAAAUCACUUUCUAUGAACUAUAUUCGUUAUUACUUUCCCCCCUUGCGGCCUGGUGAAUCCUUUCAACAUUUACAAUCCCUUAAUAAGUUAAACAUGGCAGAUUCUGCGAUUAACCAGAUAAACAUAUGGGAUGCGACGACUAACACGUCCCUUUUCGACGGGUUAUUGAAUCUUAAUUACUUGAUUUUGAGUAAUAACCCAUCCCUGUCAAUAGUUGAUAUACCGCCUGGAGUAUUUCAGCGACUUUCUGCUUUAAAAGAGCUUAGCCUAGCAAACUGCUUCAUCAAAACACUACAUCCUCUCGUUUUUUCGGGAUUAGGAUCGCUUCAAAAGUUAGAUUUGCAUGGAAACAACAUCCAGCAUCUUAAUGGCGGUAUACUCUAUAUGUUGGAACAAGUAGAAAGUAUCGACUUAUAUGGAAAUCAGAUCUCUUACAUCGAGGAAGUAACGUUCUCUAACAACGGGAAGCUUCACAGUCUUUCAUUGGCCAACAACAGAUUGACACGUCUCAACCAAAGCACUUUUAAGCCGUUGUUUUCAUCAAUUUCAUCACUUGAUCUAUCAAAGAACCCAAUCAACUGCAACUGUGAUCUCAAGUGGCUGGUUGAUUUGGUCAAUAAACGCCUACACUUGAUAAACAAAGACAAAACCAUCUGUUCGUCAGCCUCUCUUGCCCAUCUUCGUGAGAAAAAUCUUCUCGAUUUUGAUGCAGACAAACUUUGUAGAACAAACAUUGGCAUCAUUUCAAUCAUUCCAUUAGCAGUGAUCUGUUUCAGUGUUGUUACCAUCUUGGUCUGUCGUAACAAGUGGCAGUUGAAGUACAAAAUAUUUCUCUUGAGACUGGCUGUUCUGGGAUACAAAGAAAAACAGGAUGCUCGAGAGCACGACGACUAUGACUAUGACAUGAACGUAAUCUUCUACGACGGCGACGAAGAAUGGAUUCAGGAUCAUCUACGACCUGCUCUCGAAGAACACCUUCCACAGUUUCAGAGGAACUUGUUUGGUGAUGAAGACCUUGUCCCAGGCAUGCAUUACUUAGAUUCCGUAGAUUACGUGGUGACCCAUAGUUACAAGACUGUAAUCGUGCUCAGUAGAGCUGCUGUUCGUGAUCACUGGUUCAUUCUCAAGUUCCGUACGGCCAUGGACCACGUGAGUGACACACAGACGGAAUUCGUUUUGGUGGUCUUUCUUGAAGACAUCCCAGAUGACGAACUACCCUUCUUGGUGAGGUUGUAUCUCAGUGAUGGCAGGCCUUAUAUCCACUGGACAGAAGAUGCGAGAGGACAAGGCUAUUUCUGGAAUGAACUAUCCAAAAACUUGACAGUUAAUUUAAGGAUGAAUGAUAUGAUCCCGAAUGAAUAGCGUCUGGUUAAAAAGUUGUUUUACAUGUU